CGACAUGGAACUACUUCAAUGAGUAUUUUGUCUUCGCAUGGAGGAAAUACUUGGCAGUUGGGAGCAGAUGGAAUAUAGUGAGUGAUGCUGACGAUGCUGCAAUAUCUGAUCAACGUUCCAUUUUCAGUUCCACCUUCUUCUUCUUCUUCGUCCUUCUUUAUCACCUGUUCUGAGUAAAUGGAUGGCUCCGAAGUUGGUGAAGUGAAGGAAGUUGCAGUCAAUCUAGAUGCCUUCACCGAGGGAGAAUACGCUUCUCAAUCCAAAAUAUACAAAGAAUUCGCAACCUUGUCUACCAUUGACAAAGCAUGGACCUUCAAGUCUUCCAAUGGUUUGGGGACUCAAAUUAUGUUUUCACUUAGCCAACCAAAUCUUUUAUCAAACAAGAAGAGGAAACUUAUGUGCCUCUGUAAUGGUUCCCUCUCCAUCAGGGAAAAAGCUUCUUGUGAUACGAAACCCUGAAAAUGAUUCACCCUCUCAGUUUGAAAUUUGGGGCCCACUGCAAUUAGAGAAGGAGAUUCGUGUUCCUCAAUCUGUUCAUGGUUCUGUGUAUGUGGAUGGAUGGUUUGAGGGAAUUUCAUGGAGCCCAGAUGAAAGUCUCAUUGCUUAUGUGGCAGAGGAAUCGGGUUUCCACAAACCAACAUUUAACAAUACGGGUUACAAAACGGAUGCGGGUCCCACUCAUAAAGAUUAUAAUAGCUGGAAAGGUCAAGGGGAUUGGGAAGAAGACUGGGGUGAAGCCUAUUCUGGAAAAAAACAUCCUGCUUUGUUUGUGAUUAAUAUUAACAGUGGAGAGGUUUGUGCUGUAGACAUUGGGAGUUCAUUAAGUGUAGGACAAGUUGUGUGGGGCCCACCAACAAAAGGGUCCCAUCAGUAUCUGGUUUUUGUCGGGUGGCCUUUAAGCAGUAGAAAAUUUGGAAUGAAGUAUUGCACUAAUAGACCUUGUGCCUUAUAUGCUAUAAAGGCUCCAUUAUUUGGAUUAAAAAUCAAAGAGAAUGCUACAAAUAAUGUAUCAUUGGUUAAUUUGAGUCAAGCCACAAGUAGUGCUUUUCUUCCAAGAUUCACUCCAGAUGGAAAGUUUCUUGUGUUUUUAUCUGCUAAAAGUGCUGUAGAUUCUGGAGCACAUAAUGCUACAAACUCUCUUCAUAAAAUUGAAUGGAAUAGUGAAGGAGAACCACAUCCUGCUAAGAUCAUUGAUGUGGUUCCUGUUGUGAUGUGUCAUGAGGAUGAUUGUUUUCCUGGGAUCUACUGUUUUGAUAUGAUUAGUAAACCAUGGCUUUCAGAUGGAUUUACAAUGAUAUUUUCUUCCAUUUGGGGAAGCACUGAAGUCAUACUUUCUGUAAAUAUGCUAAGUGGGAAAGUUUCAAGAAUCACUCCUAGUGAUUCAAAUCAUUCAUGGAGUUUACUUACACUUGAUGGAAACAACAUCCUUGCUUUAUGUAGCAGCCCUAUAGAUGUACCUCAGAUCAAAUAUGGUAGUCUAACUAAAGACGAAUCAAAAGAUGCCACCUGGCAUUGGAGGGAUGUUUCAAGCCCAAUAUCUGAAUGUCAAGAGAAAGUCAAAUCUUUACUUUCAUCCCUUCAAUUUGACAUAUUGAAGAUACCCAUCAAGAAUGUCUCCAACAAUCUAACUAAAGGAGCAUGCAAACCUUUUGAUGCUAUAUUUGUGUCCUCAAAAUUAAAGCAUGAUCAUACGUGUGAUCCAUUAACUGUAAUCCUUCAUGGGGGCCCACAAGAUGUUUCAUUAACAAGUUUCUCAAAGUCAUCUGCUUUUCUUGCUUCAAUUGGCUUUAGCUUGUUAAUUGUGAAUUACAGAGGUUCACUUGGAUUUGGUGAGGAAGCAUUGCAAUCACUUCCAGGAAAAGUCGGAUCACAGGAUGUAAACGAUGUCCUUGUAGCUAUAGAUCAUGUGAUUGAUAUGAGGCUUGCAAAUCCAUUGAAAAUAAGUGUGGUUGGUUUGUCACAUGGUGGUUUCUUAGCUUCACACUUGAUUGGACAGGCACCCGAUAAAUUUGUUGCAGCUUGUGUGAGGAACCCUGUGUGUAAUCUUGCUUUAAUGGUGGAAACAUCAGAUAUUCCAGAUUGGUGUUUUGUGGAAGCAUUUGGAAAUGAGGGGCUUUCUUUAUAUACUGAAUCCCCUUCAUCUGAACUCCUUUCAUUUUUUCAUCAAAAGUCUCCUAUUUCCCAUGUGUCAAAGGUGAAAACUCCUACACUAUUCCUCUUAAGUGCUAAAGAUAUCCGUGUUCCAGUUACAAAUGGAUUGCAAUUUGCAAGGGCAUUAAAGGAAAAAGGAGUUCCAUUGAAAGUGAUUGUUUUUCCUCAAGAUAUACAUCCUAUUAAUAGACCACAAUCUGAUUUUGAAAGCUUUGUUAACAUUGGAGUUUGGUUCAAGAAGUAUUGCAGGGACUAAAAGUGAAAAAAUCACCAAACACCGAGAAUGUGUAGCUGAGCUAAGUUGCAACCCUUAUUUGCAAAGUAAGAAAUAAGGAAGGGUAGAAGAGCAAAUAAAUGAGAUUUUGGGCACCAAAAAUACAAAGAAGAAAGGGUAGCAGAGCAAUUUCUAAAAAAAAUAUCAUAGUAAUAAAUGUUGUAAAACUUAAGUUGAACAUUUAUCUUAUAUUUAAUAAACCUUUGUUGUGAGUUUAAGUUUGUAAUAACUACAAU
Messenger RNA from Lactuca virosa, 2661 nucleotides. The record is from the annotation of a GenBank genome assembly. Lineage: Eukaryota; Viridiplantae; Streptophyta; Magnoliopsida; Asterales; Asteraceae.